Molecule: messenger RNA, 990 nt
Organism: Pogona vitticeps (central bearded dragon)
Lineage: Eukaryota; Metazoa; Chordata; Lepidosauria; Squamata; Agamidae
Source: RefSeq, a predicted model, not a curated record
GCGGCAGGUACGUGUGCUGUGGGAGGUGGUGAUCCAUUUCCUGCCUGAGAAUCAACAGCUGAAGCAGCCGGGUCAGGGUCCUGGGGAGGUGAAAUUCCCUCUCCCAGUUGAGUUCCCAAAGGUGGAGGAGCAAGACCACGAUCAGGACGAGGUGACCCCUCGGCUGAGAACCAGGGGCUGACGGAGCAGGUAGACUCACUGAUGGAGGUUGUGUCCCAUGACCUGGCUGAGAACAACCAGCUGAAGCUGCAGCGCCCUGAUCGGGAGGAGCCGGUGUCCUGCCUGAAGCAAGAGGGGCCGCUCAGGAACAGACUCGACGGGGAGGGGGUCCCCGCACAGCCCGGUCCGUCCCCGCUGCCCUCCGCCUCGGCCCCAGCUCUGCAUCCGCCCGAGCAGGUACACGAGCAGGAGGAGGAGGAGGAGGGGGUGUCCCGUCUUCAGGAGCGAGUCCGUGGGCUGAUGGAGGAGGUGUCCCGUCUCUCGGCUGAGAACCGGAGCCUGAAGCAGAAGAGCCCUGAUCCGGAGGAAGGAACGUCCCGUCUCUCCGCUGAGAACUGGAGGCUGAAGCAGCAGGUACAUGUGCUCCUGGAGGUGACGAUCCAUUUCCUGACUGAGAAUCAACAGCUGAAGCAGCCGGGUCAGGAUCCUGUGGAUCUGAAAUCCCUUCUUCCAGUUGAGUUCCCAAAGGUGGAGCAGCAAGAUGAUGAUCAGGACGAGGUGACCCAUCUCUCGGCUCAGAACCAGAGGCUGAAGGAGCAGGUAGAAGCCCUGACGGAGGUUGUGUCCCAUUACCUGGCUGAGAACAACCAACUGAAGCCGCAGCGCCCUGAUCGGGAGGAGCCGGUGUCCCGCCUGAAGCAAGAGACAGACCGGGAGCGCAGGGCCCGACCGGGAGCCUCCGGAGCCCUCCAAACAGUUAAAAAAAUCCUUUUCGCUUCAGUAGCUUCUCCGUCCCUAGGAGCACAAAAUGGCUACCAGGCUCCCUUCUGA